Molecule: messenger RNA, 3770 nt
Organism: Chelmon rostratus (copperband butterflyfish)
Lineage: Eukaryota; Metazoa; Chordata; Actinopteri; Chaetodontiformes; Chaetodontidae
Product: NHL repeat-containing protein 3-like
Exons: 3
Coding region: 266-1327 (353 amino acids)
Biological process (GO): proteasome-mediated ubiquitin-dependent protein catabolic process; negative regulation of translation; protein polyubiquitination
Molecular function (GO): ubiquitin protein ligase activity; translation repressor activity; protein binding
Source: RefSeq, a predicted model, not a curated record
CACCCUGUUUUGUUUUCUUUUCGGACCAUAGAGGAAGUGAAUUCUACCUUCAGUUUGGUCAGUGGGUUUCAAAUGCUUAGGAAUCACCUGUUUUUUACAUUGACCAUCUCAACAGCUAUCACAUUUACGGUUUUCCAGUGUAGCUAACGUUAGAUUACUUUAGUCAGAACACUGUCGAGCGGUGUUAAAAAAUAUUUUACAGAUUUAGAUCGAACGUCACGGAACCUGGAUAAUAACGUAACGCGAGCCAGCAGCGAGACCACAGAUGUUGGUGAAAAAGAGAGGCCAUACGUGUUUGAUAGCGUCUAGUAUGGCCUCAUUAGUUCUGCUCAUGAUGGUGCUGUACGGCACCCUGAGCACCCAGCAGCCAGGCAGCCACAGCCUCAGACAUGACUAUCAGCUGCUGGGCAGACCCCUGUACAAACUGGACCUGAGCUGGCCCAAGAACUCCGAGCUCUUCACCGGGGAGGUGUUUGGAGUGGCUGUCAACCAGUAUGCUGGUGUGGUGUAUGUGGCUCAGAGAGGUGACAAUGUGCCCAAGGUGCUGGUGUUCACCACAGAUGGAGAUUUCCUCAUGUCCUGGAACACAACCACCCUGGAGAUGCCUCAUGGGAUAUUUCUAGCAGACGCUGCCUCAUCAAACCCCACUGUGUGGAUUACAGAUGUGGGGACGGGCCCGUAUGGCCACUGCAUCAAACAGUACUCCCCAUCUGGGAAGCUCCUGCAGGUGCUUGGUACACCAGGGAAGGCAGGCUCUGGGUUUAACCCUCUACAGUUUGACCAGCCGGCUGAGAUCUUUGUCCAUGACUCUGGAGAGAUCUACAUCGUGGAUGGUGAUGGUGGGAUGAACAACCGUCUCAUCAAGCUGUCCAAAGAGCUGGAGCUGUUGUGGAUGCAUGGUGAGAAAGGACAAGGCAUGGCUCAGUUCUACAUCCCUCACAGUGUGGCUGUGGACAACGACCAGAGGGUGUGGGUUGCCGACAGAGGGAAUAAGAGGAUCCAGGUCUUUAACUCCGUCACCGGGGACUGGCUGGGGACUUGGGGGAGCUGCUUCACCGAGGACGCGCCUUACUCUGUCCGCCUGACCCCGGACAAGAAGUACUUUGUUGUUGUCCAGCUCAACACCAACCAGAUUUCGCUGCUGGAUGCCCCACCAACAGGUUUGAUUGGCCAGUGCAGUGUGGCCAGUGUGAUCCAGCUGGCUGACGAAGUGAAGCCCCACCUGGUAGACCUGGACCUGAAGACAGGGGCCCUGUAUGUGGCUGAGAUUGGAGCUCAGCAGGCUCAGAAGUUCACCCCCUUCAGUCUGGGUGGGAGUUUCCUGUAGAAACACACUGGGCAUUACCAGUCAAUUUCAAAUGGACCAAAAAUGUCCACACUUGUGUUGUGCACCAUAUCUCAUAGGAAUAACAUUUUCAUGCCACUAGUUUGCAACGGCAAAUAUGUUUUGAAUCAAAUGUGAUGUAAUGUGAUCUGGGUAACCUUUUUUUAAAUCAACAAAAUAAGGAAAGGUAAUCAAUGAGAGCAUCUGAAAAGUUAUAAAAUAAUGCCGAACACAGUUUCAAAACGUCCACAAGUCCCAGCAUAUUUAUCCCUUUUCUGACAACUUCCUCUCAUAGCCAAGAAAGCAUGAUGAUCUUUUCCCUGGUCCUGUUUAGGCAACAGAUAGCACUUAGUUAAAGGUUUGGGAAGCUUGUCGGCUCGCUUUAAUAGUAAAAAAGUCAAUGGUGACUUGAAGCAUGAGGCGGGACGUUUUUUCCUGCAACUGCAAUGCAAAGGUAUUCACUGUGCAUUUGUAUCAGGAGAAAAAAAAAAGUAAUAAAAAUAAACAAUCAGAGCAGACUCUGAAUCAGCAGGUACUCAGCUUUACAGGACUGGUAUCAAAAACAUGAUCAGGACAUCCCCAUUUUUAAUCGAGCCAUCUGACACCUGAAUGAGAAAUGCAUGUGAGCAUCACUUGCUGGCUCUUGCUUAGGCUGUGCCUGGUUGUCCCGUUCACUAAUCCAUCCAUGAGACUUGACCAUUUCAUAAUAUUUAAAAAGUUCAUAAUAUUCAAUAUUCAAUUCUCAAUGGAAUUCAAUACAUCACUGAAAAACCUCUACGUCUAUUAUUAAUUGUAAGAUAUAUUUAAUAUGUUUGAAAGAAAAUCACCCCUGCUUUAAACAAAAUAAUAUGCAGCUAAGAGAAUAUGGUAUCAUGCUGUUGCUUAUUUGUCAUCAAUCCACUGUUAUCAAUCAUUUCUAUGUUAAAAAGAAACAACGGGUGAUGAGUUUUUCAUUGUUAUAAGCUGUUUGUGAAGUUCUGUGCCAUUUGUGUUUUUCUUGCACUGCUUUGGAAAGAGGAGGUGUUUCCUUUCUUUACUCCAGGCACUUUAAACUCUUUGUGCUUUUUGGUGUUCAGCCUUUUGCCAGUUUAUGCUUUUUUUGUACGAUUACACGCAUAUGUAUAAAAGGCUAGAACUGAAUUAUUUUGCACACUGAUCUGAGUUGUCUAUAAAUAAAAUUGGAUGUGAUCAUAUUGCAGUGAUUAAAUACACUGUGCGCUAAUUUGCUGGGUCUGUGGGAGAGUGAAUGAGCUGUGAUUUACCGAGAGAAUCAGGGAGGUGCUGCUAGUUCGGGGUCACAGAAAACCAAGAAACUCUCACUGGAUAGAACUGCAGUAUUGUUGCACUUACUGUAUUCUCUUGGCAUUGCAGUGCAAAAUUCAUUGAACUGUAUUUGAAUCAUGAGACUUUUGUUUUCAGGCCCCAGUUUGCUGGUAAUUAUAGUGUAUCUAAAUGGGUCCAUCCAGUUUUACACAUCAAGUUCAGCUCACUCAUCUUGAGGAGUGAGGGCAAAAUCGUAGCUUGACUUUUGGAGAGUACAAAUAAGACAGACAUGAAAAGAUGCGACUGAAUUAUGGGAAAUGUAGCAUAUAGUCUCUUUGGAGUUUGAUCCAUACUAGCCGCUGCUGCUUCAUUCAUGUCUGUAAUGUUUGUAAUCCGUCUCUUCUGAGUCCCCUAACUUGGAACUUGGAACUAUGAAAGUCCAGUCCAACAUCACUGGGGUCCUCCUUUAACAUUACAUGAUUCUUGUGUUCAAACACAGUUGUCGAGGCUCUCUUCUGGGCAACAUUUUGUGAUUGUAAUUAUUUGUCAGAAUGUAUUUUUUAUUUGUUAUAUGUAUUUUAAAUCAGUAUAUCCAGGCAUUGGUUUGUCUCCUCUGAACUGUACUGGAAGCAUUUGGUGGUUUAGAAGUGAUCCAGUUGUUUUUCUCGGUGCAGUUGAGGCUGUCGAGGCCACUUCCAUAUGAUUCCAGUACUUGGUCUGGAAAAAACAGUUUAUUUAUAUGAGAAUUAUCUUAACAGAGCAGACUGUUUCCUCCUGAUGAAUGACUUGCCUAAUUGUUUUGUUUAAUAAAUUCAGAUUUUGUUGUGCCAUACGUGUUUUCAAGACCAUUUCCCUGACAACGUAACUAUCUCAAGAUUCUUAUUUAAUUGAAAUUUAAAGAUAAAUAACUGCAUGAGGUUGUGAACACGAGUUAGCAGCCUUGAAAAUGAAUUGCCGACAUGUGCCCAUUAUGCUUUUAUGUCCUGAUGUAGUUUUAGGAACAGCGUUCUAUAUCAUGCUGAAGGUGAUAUACUAUACAUAAAACAGGCAAAGUGGCCAGUUUAAACAGUGUAGUAAAUUAUUGUAGUAUAAUUGACCUGUUCUGUUUAAAUUGGUUUCAUUUUAGCUUUGUCCAUCUCUACAGUGAAAUGCAGAUGGAGGUUUUUCUUUGCAUAAUAUUCUU